Messenger RNA from Penicillium soppii, 255 nucleotides. RefSeq lists its product as uncharacterized. The transcript has 2 exons. Lineage: Eukaryota; Fungi; Ascomycota; Eurotiomycetes; Eurotiales; Aspergillaceae. The record is from RefSeq and is a predicted model, not a curated record. Bases 1 to 255 code for a protein of 84 amino acids.
AUGAUGCGUUCCUAUCUUUUGGCCGGUUUCCUUGCCGCUCUCUCUGACCAAACCAACGGCCUCGAUGCAACAUCUGUGCAAUUUGGUACCGCGCCCGAUUCCUACUCGCAGUCCUGGGAGUUCAACACCGAGGGCUUCGCCAACGAUGAAGAUGUUAUCACCCGUGUAGACUCCUCUAAGCCCCUCCUUUGUGAGCGGGGCAGCCCAUGCCAGCUUGACCCCGAGGGGUCGAGUAUCCCCUUUCGGGUCGUUUGA